GUACGGCUUUGUUGAGUUUGAUGAUCUGCGAGAUGCAGAUGAUGCUGUUUAUGAGCUAAAUGGUAAAGAUCUUUGUGGGGAGAGAGUGAUCGUUGAGCAUGCCAGAGGCCCACGUCGUGACAGCAGUUACGGUUCUGGACGCAGUGGAUAUGGUUAUAGAAGAAGCGGAAGAGAUAAGUACGGUCCUCCUACCCGUACAGAAUACAGAUUGAUUGUGGAAAAUUUGUCAAGCCGCUGCAGUUGGCAAGAUCUUAAGGAUUAUAUGCGUCAGGCAGGGGAAGUGACAUAUGCAGAUGCACACAAAGGAAGGAAAAAUGAAGGUGUGAUUGAGUUCAAAUCCUAUUCUGACAUGAAAAGAGCCCUUGAAAAGCUGGACGGGACAGAAGUAAAUGGCAGAAAGAUUAGAUUAGUGGAAGACAGACCUGGAUCGAGACGGCGCCGCUCUUACUCCAGAAGCCGAAGCCAUUCGAGGUCUCGCUCUCGAAGCAGACAUUCUCAUAAGAGCAGGAGCCGCAGUGCCAGUAGUAGUCGCUCCAAGAGUAGAUCAAGAUCCAGGUCUGUGUCCCGUUCCAGAAGCAAGAGCCGUAGUCGAAGCAAGAGCCGUAGCAGAGGCCAAAAAGAGAAAAGCAGGACUCCAAGUAAAGAGGAUAAAAGUAGGAGCCGCAGCAGGAGUGCAGAGAAAUCCCGAAACAAAAGUAAAGAUAAAUCUGAGGGCACCCUCCAUAACAGUGAUGAGAAAGCAAAGAGCAGGAGCCGCAGCAAGGAAAAGAGUAGGAGCAGGAGUGGGAGUAAGGACAGGGGAGAGACGAGGGAGAGCAUGAGGAGUCGGAGCGAGGAGAAGAGUAGAAGCAAAGACAGGGAGAAGAGCAUUAGCAAGGCCAGAAGCAGGAGCAAGAGCAGGGAUGAGAGUAGGAGCAGGAGCCACAGUAAGGAUAAAAGGAAAAGUAGGAAGAGAAGCAGGGAUGACAGCAGAAGUAGAAGCAGGAGCCGCAGCAAGAGUGAGAAAAGCAAGAGGCGCAGCAAGCGAGACAGCAAACCAAGUAGCAAGAAGAAAAGGAAGGACAGCCACGAGCGGUCCAGGUCAGCCUCCAAAGAAAAGGAGCAUCUAAAAUCAGAUUCUGACAAAAAGGAGGCAAAAGGUGAGGGUGAGGAUGCAGCCGCACGUCGGGUGUCUCGCUCCAGGUCUAAGUCGAUUUCCAAGUCAAAACCAAAUGUCAAAUCAGAUUCUCGUUCCAGGUCUAAAUCUGUUUCAAAGCCUAGGUCCCGGUCCAAGUCUAGAUCUAGGUCUGCCUCUAGGUCACACUCCCGAUCACGGUCAAGGUCUCGCUCUAGAUCCUAACCUUGCUGCAACCACACUUGGAACGGUUGGAAAAGUCUUUUGUACAUGUUUAGUAGUUGUAGCGCAAGUGAUUGAAGUAGAAAACUCGUCGAUGCUGUAUAUUUUUAACAACCCCGAUGGUAUGUCUCUCAUUGUUAACGGCAGUGCUCCCUCCCUGCAAUGCUCUCUGGUGCAAGGCUGUUCAGCUCAUUUUCUAUCCUAUAGAGAGGUUCUCUUUAAAUAUAACUCUUCCCAGAGCACCGAAAGUGCCCUGUUUUCUAGGAAGAGCCUUGCAGAGAAUGAGCACUGCACCUUGGUGGGUUUAUGAGAUUGCAGUGAUGACCGAUAGGUAGGUAUGACAGCUUCAACAGUCUUUGCCCUUGAAUUGAUGCCCUUUGAUGUAUGCCAUUUAGUGGAAGUGCUAAGUCUUAAGUUUCAUACUACUUUUGUUUCAUAUUUUUUGGACUUACAAAGUUGUGAAUAGCACAGUCAAAAGGCAAAAAAAAAUAGGUACUUGCAGUAAUCCAUAGGGAAAAGAAGUAUAGUUCCAUAUUCUGGUAUUGUGACAAUAUCCUUGUUUUAUAUUAAAUUUUUUUAUUUUAUUUUUCCCUGUCUUGCAAAGUACAGUGAUUCCUGUUUCCAUGAAAUUUGAAUAAAGACUAUUUUUGCUUGAUGACA
Messenger RNA from Fulmarus glacialis (Northern fulmar), 1996 nucleotides. RefSeq names its product serine/arginine-rich splicing factor 4 (gene SRSF4). Lineage: Eukaryota; Metazoa; Chordata; Aves; Procellariiformes; Procellariidae. Gene Ontology annotation, molecular function: mRNA binding. The annotation marks the transcript as partial. Gene Ontology annotation, cellular component: ribonucleoprotein complex; nucleus; cytoplasm. The record is from RefSeq and is a predicted model, not a curated record. Gene Ontology annotation, biological process: mRNA splice site recognition; alternative mRNA splicing, via spliceosome. The transcript has 6 exons.